Molecule: messenger RNA, 644 nt
Organism: Glycine soja
Lineage: Eukaryota; Viridiplantae; Streptophyta; Magnoliopsida; Fabales; Fabaceae
Product: auxin-responsive protein SAUR32-like
Exons: 1
Coding region: 82-480 (132 amino acids)
Biological process (GO): response to auxin
Source: RefSeq, a predicted model, not a curated record
UAGCCAAUCUCUACCCAUAGAUACUCAACCUCAAGUUUUCAACUUCACUAUCACAAUCGAAGAAAUUUGCAUUAUUCAGUAAUGGAUUUCAAGAUGCUUAGGUCUUUUGUUGAGAAGAUUGAAAAGGGUCUAUCACUAAUUGCUCCCAAAAAGCCAGGACUCAACUACUUCAAUGAAAAUCAAGUGGAAACUACAACGAAUGUUGUGCCCGAAGAUGUUGUUAGUAAAGGGUAUUUUGCUGUUGUUGCAAUAAAAGAUGGAGAAAUCAAAAGGUUUGUUGUUGAGUUAGACUACUUGGCUAAUCCAGCAUUCUUGGGUUUGUUGGAUCAAGCUGGAGAAGAGUAUGGCUUCAAACAGCAGGGAACUCUAGCAGUCCCUUGUCGGCCUCAAGAAUUACAGAAGAUCUUAGAUGGCUGGAGAGUCAUACCGGACAACAGCAAAGGUGCAGGAAGGGCUAUUUAUUUUCCUAAGUUCCUAUGAUCCAUAUAUAUAAGAGGUUUUAAUUUCUGCACUAAAGUUUUUUUUUUCUUCUUUGGGUUGAAGACGUGUACUUUUUUUAUAUAAUGAUCAUGUUUUAACUUAUGACCUAAUGUAUAUUACUUGAUUUCUGAUAUCAUUAAGCUGAUCCUCGUGGUUAUUUUGAA